Molecule: messenger RNA, 1688 nt
Organism: Chlamydomonas reinhardtii
Lineage: Eukaryota; Viridiplantae; Chlorophyta; Chlorophyceae; Chlamydomonadales; Chlamydomonadaceae
Exons: 5
Coding region: 257-637 (126 amino acids)
Source: RefSeq, a predicted model, not a curated record
GUAUUUCGUUGUUGUUCCUCACGAACCAGGAAUACCAUAGUUAACAACGCAUCAAUCGCCUGCAGAGUGAGACUUCCGAACCUUUCGACUGCGUUCGCUGAGUCCUACAGCUUUGUCUGGAUUUACCAUCAAUUACCCCAUACUUUAAGCCGACACGUAACGAACAGCUGCCACUGCGUUUGGAGUCAGCAGCAGCUGCAUUUGACAGCCCCGACGGGCGACGCUGAGAAUGACGACGCAGGAUGCGCAAGGGCUUAUGAUAUUGCAAAAUGGAGGCCAUAAUCGGCCCCAGCCCACCCCGUGGAAGCACCGCAUGUGCGGUGACAUGUGCGGCGACAUCGGCACGUGCUGCUACGGCCUCUUCUGCACCCCCUGCCUGUACGGCCGCAACUACGCCGAGUUCCACGACGUGGGCUGCUGCGGCGCCUGCUGCCUCUACUGCUGGUGCUGGUGCCUGUCAUGCUGCUUCGCGACCGACCUCCGGCGCAGCAUCCGCAACAAAUACAACUUAGCUCCGGACCCCUGCAACGACUUGAUCGUGCACUUGUUCUGCAGCCCCUGCGGCCUGUGCCAGGAGUCGCGCGAGAUGCGGUACCGGCGGGAGCAGGGCACCUUUGCCACCGUGCUGAACCAGUGAGGGGGAGGCGGGUGGCGGCGUGGUGGCGGUGCCGGUGAUGUGGUGGUGGUGCUGCUGCUGCUGCGGCGGCGGCGGCGGCGCUGGUGAUGAGGCGGAUGAGGGACGGCUGGGCUUGGCUUUGGCGCGGCUGCAGCAGUGACGAAGGGGGGGGAUGGCGGCGGCGGCGGCGGGGGCGGCGAGGCGGGGGAGGGGCUGGAGUGUGUGGCGGGCGGUGCUGUUGACUUGAGGGGGAGUGACCAAUGCAGCGCAGGUCAGGGGCAGGGUGCGGGUAAGGGGCAGGGGCAGGGCAGCGCCCUAUCGGAUGCCGGCAUGGACCGCAUGGUGGACUGCCGAACUGGUGGCCGCCGCCGCCGCUUCAGAGGACAAAGUAGAUGGUUAUUAGCGACCGGUGCCAGGACUUACAUUACUGCGGGACGGUUUGGUGGGGGGUGAGAGUGGGAUGCUGAGCAGACAUGCAACUGCGCUGCCAGCUGCCGUGCUGCGGCGAGUAAUGACGGUGUGACCAAUGUUUCAGGCUGCUUGACUUACUGCUGCAUGAUGGCAUGAUGAUGACUCGAUGAGUAUGAUAGUGAUCGGAAUAAUUCCUGUAUUCUUAGGGGAAGGAUGCAGUCCACGCAAAAGUAAACGAGCUGGCUGCUUCCACGGCGCAGUCAGAGCACAGUAGCCAGUAGGACUGUAGGAGCUGUGUGGAGCCGGGGGCGCAAGACGGCGCACGGCCGGUUCCCAUACAUCGUGUGUGGCAGCAAAGGGAGGUGCCGGUGUUGGUGGUACGAGGGUCCAUAGUGGGCUGGGGAGUAUGCCUGAGCCCAACGAAAUAGGUCCCAAUUUUAAGGAAUUGUCGGGAUACUGGCGCCAUAUGUGGGCUGGCGAGGGCAUUCCGCAGAAUUCCACGCGCCAUUGGGUUUGGCUGGGUGGGACCAGGGGAUGAGGGGGUGGUGACCUCCCCUGGGCGAGAGCCGCGAGACAUCAGUGACCCGGACGCACCCUGCACGCAGCAAGCCGGAGCAAGUGAUCUGAAGUGUGGUAAUUGGUCGACGUUUUUAAACCGCAA